AUGAAGUUCACUACCUCAAUCACUCUGGCCUCCGUCCUGGCUGCUGCCCAGGUUGGCAGUGCUGUGCCCCAUGUUCCUCACCACCCCCACCAUCACCCGCACGAGGGCUCUCUGCCUAGCAACUCUGGUCUGCCCAGCGGUCUCCCCAGCGGUCUGCCCAGUAGCAGCAUUGCUAUCCCCAGCUCGUCUGUUGCUGUCAGACCUUCCAAGUCGAUUUCCAUCUCGGUUCCUUCUAUGAGCCCGUCUGGUUCGAAGACCCCGUCCAGCUCGAUCCCAUACUCGACUGUUUCGGUGUCAAUUCCUACGAUCACCCGAACCAUUGGUCCUGACGGCUCUAUAAUCCCCGGCUCCACCGCUCUUCCCAGCUCGUCUGCUAUUCCUAGCUUUUCUGGCAUUCCCAGCUCGUCUCAUGUUCGUAGCUCGACUCGCGUCCCCAUCUCAACUGUCGUUCCCACCUCCACCGGUCUGCCCUCGUCGGUGAUCAGCACUCAAAAGAUGACCACUUCUACCAUCUACACCACUUCCGAGGUGACCAUCACCAAGUGCGCUGCCACCGUUACCAACUGCCCUGCCGAGUCGACCACCGUUGUCACCUCGACUAUCCCAGUGACCACCACUGUCUGCCCGGUCACUGAGACUGAGUCCGAGUCUGCCACUCCCAGCGCUACCUCUGCCCAGGAUUCCACCACCACCGAGGAGAUCUACAUCACCACGACUAUCUGCCCCGUGACCGAGACCAUGACUUCAGGAUCCAGCACUUUCACUUCGACCUAUAGCACUGUCUCCACCGUUACAGUGACUCCUACUCCUUCCAUCGUUACCGAGGAGAUCUACACCACCACAACUAUCUGCCCCGUCACCGAAACUAUGACGUCUGGAUCCAGCACUUUCACUACGACCUACAGCACCGUCUCCACCAUGACCGUGACUCCUGCUCGCUCCACCAGCUCUGUGGUUAUCACCCUGACCCCGGCCGAGUCUGCCACUACCAGCAAGACCAUCCCCACCGGUCCUGCUACUAGCUCCGUCAUCCCCAGCGGUACUCCCUCCGGAAAGCCCAGUGGUUCUCACUCCGUUGUCCCCAGCAGCACCCGUCCCGCUGGAAAGAGCAGCACCCCCAUCCUUACUGUUGGUGCUUCGUCGACCAUGCAGAGCAGUGUGCAGCCUACCUCGGUCCCCACCACUACUUCUGCUUCCUCACCGAGCCAGACUCCUGCCUUUAACGCCGCCGUUUCGGUUAGCGCGUCGUCGGGUCUCUGGAUGGCUGUGACUGCGGUUCUGUCUCUGCUUUUCUUGUAA
Molecule: messenger RNA, 1299 nt
Organism: Penicillium cataractarum
Lineage: Eukaryota; Fungi; Ascomycota; Eurotiomycetes; Eurotiales; Aspergillaceae
Exons: 1
Coding region: 1-1299 (432 amino acids)
Source: RefSeq, a predicted model, not a curated record